Anopheles arabiensis is the source of this 1497-nucleotide messenger RNA. RefSeq names its product omega-amidase NIT2-like. The record is from RefSeq and is a predicted model, not a curated record. The transcript is spliced from 2 exons. Gene Ontology annotation, cellular component: mitochondrion. The coding region runs from base 372 to 1205 and encodes 277 amino acids. Gene Ontology annotation, biological process: oxaloacetate metabolic process; L-glutamine metabolic process. Gene Ontology annotation, molecular function: omega-amidase activity. Lineage: Eukaryota; Metazoa; Arthropoda; Insecta; Diptera; Culicidae.
AUCAUCACCUCGCUCUCGCUUAUCGAUAGAGAGCACGGCAAUAAACAGCUGCAGCCGUUUCAUCGUGCGUAACGUCAAAACAAAUCUCAGCUCUAUACGCCCGGUCACCCGGUCGCCGUAUGGUUUCCGGGGGUCAAACCAGCCAAAGCUGAUAGCGUGUGCCGUCCUGGGAUCCAUGCGAUCGUAACCCGCGAACGAACAGAUGUUGGUAGUGUUCCUGGCGUGCAAGCUGCACCGUUAUUAGUUCGGGAACGCACUUGACCGUGAGAGGCCGUCCAGAGUGGCAGCAGUCGUGUGUGUGUGUGUGUGGUGUACCGAAAAGUGCAGUCACUCGAUCGAUCAAUAGCAGCGCAGAGAGUGUAGCCACCAAGAUGACGAUCAAGAUCGCGCUCAUACAGUUGCGGGUGGUAGAUUCCAAGGAGAAAAACCUUAAAAAUGCCAUCGAUCUGAUACGCAUCGCGAAGAAGGAAAAGGACGCAAAUGUGGUCGUGCUGCCGGAGUGCUUUAAUGCGCCGUACACCGCAGAUACGUUGCUGAACGUGGCGGAGGAAAUUCCAGCCGGCGAGACAUGCCGCGCACUUUCGAAUGCUGCGCGCGAUUUCGGCGUACACGUCGUCGGUGGAUCGAUAGUGGAGUCGUGCAGUGGACGGCUGUACAACACCUGUACCGUCUGGGGCCCGGAAGGUGACCUGGUGGCAACAUAUCGAAAGGUGCACCUGUGCGAUUCGAGCCUAAGCGGAAAGAUGACCGUGGCCGAGACGAAGCUGUUUACCGCGGGCAGCAAGUAUGCCACCUUUACCGUCGGCGAAACGCGCAUCGGCCUCGGCAUCUGUUGGGAUAUGCGGUUUGCCGAGUUUGCCACCGCCUACCGUACGAUGGGCUGCGAUCUACUGAUCUACCCGGCGGUCUGUGAUGUACCGACGGGCGAGCAGCACUGGGAGCUGCUGGCGAAGGCGCGAGCCCUGGACAAUCAGGCGUUUGUGGCGUUUUGCUCCCCGGCACGGGAUACGCACGCGAAACUGAUCCCGUACGGGCAUUCGCUGGUGGUCGAUCCGUGGGGCCGCAUCAUUCAACGGGCGACCGAAUUUCAGGAGAUCGUUGUGGCGGAUCUGGUACUGAAGGAGCUGACCGACGUGCGCAAGCGGAUACCGGUGUUCGAGCAGAAGCGCACCGAUCUGUACGACCUGAAGGUUGGCUGCUCGUAAUGUCGGACGCGUAAUUUCCCGAACAUUGUGUUUGUGAUUGCGAAUCACGCCACACGACACGAACGGCCAGAAGAUCCUAUAUGUAUGUGUGUAUGUGUGUAUGUGUUUUUGCUUCUAAUUUAAAGAUCAGCCAUUUGGUUGUUGUGUGGUAUGGAACGCACCCAGGUUUUUUUUUUUUUGUUGUAAAAGUCAAAUGUGAAACAAUCUUUUCGAUGCUUUUAUUGCUACUUUUUCGUUUUACUGAUAAUGAAUAAAAACAUUUUUACGCUUCUACUUGAGAUGCAGUGUGUAA